Molecule: messenger RNA, 2494 nt
Organism: Electrophorus electricus (electric eel)
Lineage: Eukaryota; Metazoa; Chordata; Actinopteri; Gymnotiformes; Gymnotidae
Source: RefSeq, a predicted model, not a curated record
UUGUACAGUCAAGAACAUCAUUUAUUCAACCAGUUGCUGCUCUUUACAAACUGUUUUUUAUUCUUUAUAAUGGAAAAGAAUCUGUAGUUAACAUGCACAUUUGCCAGUGGGCUCUGGGGGGCCGCUAGCAGAAAUAGCCUCUUUUGGAAGUGCAGGACACCAGGAUCCACUAGGGGGUGCUAUUACAACAUGAAUCCUGUAGAUGGGAUUUACUCUUUAAGGUUCUGAAGCACAGAAACCUCUGGCAGCGUAAAGCAAAGCAAAGCAAAAAAAAUAUUACAAAAACAACAGACAGAUAACAUGAGGCAGUUAGAAAUGUAUUUGAAAGCCUAUACAGACAGACUUGUGCCAUGAUGGGAAUCUGAAGUCUUUGUUGAAACCAGAUGUAGAGAGUUAUGCAUUGGUCCACAGUAGUACACAUGAUAUGUUUUACAUUUUCUGCUGUAAGACCCCUGUAAAAAUGGGCCUUUUUAUGAUGGGCAAAAAGGUUGCUGAACUGACGUAUAUUGAAUAUUCUGAAUAAAACAAACACAACCUAAUUGUAUAAGUGUAUAAAGUGUGACCCAUGUGAGAUAUUUGAAGGUUUUACAAGUGCAUACUGCCUCAUACUUAUGUCUGGCUAUAAGGUGCUCUCAGGAAGCCUAUAAGUAUCUUAAAGUAGUUCUACAAAAAAAGAGGUGCUUUAUGUACUUUUAAGGGUCUAAGGUUCCCUGGGAAAGAAUCUCCUGGACUAUACCCAGACAGAAAGCCUUAAACCAAUUUCAGAUUAAGUACGAAAUUGAACUAAAAACAAAUAAAUUAGGGAGAUAACCCCGCUUUCAGGGGAUUGUACGACCUGGUAUCCUGUACUUACACCAAAUUUACUGGUGUUGCAAAAUUACCCAUUAGCCAAAAAAAAUAGUCUCACCCCUCAGCCCCACACAACCUUAUUACCCCCAAAUAAUGGAACAUCCACAACAAAAAUCACAACCCAAUAAAAAAAAAAAAAAAAAAAAUAUUCCCCAUCGGUCAUCCCACAAUUCCGUUAGCGCUGGCUGGCCCUUUAUUAUGCUGACCUGAGAUCAGUUUUUCUGUUCCUAGGGUCUGUGUUGGAGGAGCAGAGAAAAAGGAGCCAGUCUGUACUUGGAGCUGACCCCACAAAGCCCAAGGGUCCACACUUCACUUACACUAGCAGUAGAUUGGAGAAGCUGCAGAAUGGGACAGAUCCGUAUGGCACAGCAAUAAGAAGCAUACAGACAAAGAGAGUUACCAUGAGCUGAAGAAAUUCUGCUCAAAAGGGGAGAAAAAUAAAUGGGUUCGCAUCUCUUUUUUUUCCCCACCAACCCUUCCACCAGAGGGGGUAGGAGUGAACAGGGUGGGAGCAGAACAAGGUAAGGCCGACAUCUUUUACGACUUCUCCAGUAACGAAAGAGAGUGGGAGACACUGAGAAAAACACAGAGGAAAAAAGAGAAGUAGCAGAAUUCUUUUUUUUUUUUUUGCCUUUAACUUUUUUCUGUAUUGAACAAUAAAAAGAACUAAAUCACAUCCAUUUUCUGUAUUACUAUAUACUAUAUAUACGGCUUCGAAAAGCUUGAAAAAAGGAAGGCGGUAAAAUGGGGUGGGAAUUACACUUUUUUUUCAUCGACAAUUUUAAGAAUUGGGCUCUCGUGUUUUACAAGAUGGAGUCUGUGAACAAAAGGCACUUUGAGGGGAACAACCUUUAAAUGCUCGCUGACUACGACACUACGUCACAAGUACGAUGAAGGGUCAUUUACAAAGGGAAAGUGUUCAUAUGGGCACAGCAGGAGACGGAGCCCAUCUGAGUGUUAUUCUUCAACGUGAUUCAGUCUCUGGAACGUUCCUUGUCUUCCAAGAACCUGUCUGCACCGAGAAUAAUUGUCUAAAACUACAAGAACUUCUACAAAUACUUGGCUCACGUUACAACAUUUCUGAAAUCAUCACCAAGGUGAUUUUCUACGAGGACAGGAACUUCCAAGGCCGUUCCUGGGAGUGCAGCGGCGACAGCAGCGAUCUGUCCCCCUACCUGAGCCGCUGCCACUCCUGCAGGGUGGAGCGCGGCUGCUGGAUGGUGUACGACCGCACCAACUACACGGGCAACUCCUACUUCAUGAGAAGGGGCGACUACGCCGACUGCGUGACCGUGUGGGGAUGGGACAGGAGCAGCUUCAUCAGGUCUUGUCGCAUGAUCCCCAUGUCCAGGGGAGCCCACAGAAUUAGGGUCUACGACAGGGAGAACUUCACGGGCCAGAUGAUGGAGGUGACAGACGACUGCGACUCCUUCAUGGAGCGCCACCGCUGGUCCGGGGGCUGUCAUUCCUGCCACGUGGUGGACGGCCACUGGCUCAUGUAUGAACAGCCCCACUACAGGGGCAGGACAUGGUACUUCAGGCCCGGAGAGCACAGAAGUUUCCGGGACUGUGGCGGCAGGUUCAUGAGCAUGAGGCGCAUCAUGGACUCCUGGUAUUAAAAGUAAUGUGAAAAAAGAGCUCUUUU